Messenger RNA from Canariomyces notabilis, 849 nucleotides. Its product is annotated as RmlC-like cupin. The record is from RefSeq and is a predicted model, not a curated record. The transcript has 4 exons. The coding region runs from base 332 to 814 and encodes 160 amino acids. NCBI's taxonomy places the organism in Eukaryota, Fungi, Ascomycota, Sordariomycetes, Sordariales, Chaetomiaceae.
AGCUUACCAUAAAAGCCGCCGACUCUCCGUCCUUCACUGCUGACCUGGGCAUAACCGCAUGUUGAGCGGCCUCGGGUAGGUUAGACGAGGUACGCAUAGCUGUGCCGCUCAGGUCAUCUUUGUGCAACACUAGUGUAAAUAGAAAGCCGCCACUGGAGGUCCGGCCCGGAGCGCUGGCAGUCCACAGCAGCAAGCCGAAGUCAAAGCGGGGACCGGCUGCCCCCCCGAAGACCUCACAACGGGAAACCCGCAUUCAGACACCGCUUGAUUUACAACCCAAACAUCAAAAGGAGGAAAGUGGGAAAAAAAAAAAAAAAAACACCAUAUCGAAAUGCCCAUCCGCGGUCCCGUCCCGGUGAAAUUGUACAAACGAGAUGCCGCCGAGACGCUCCGAGUCGGGCCCCUGACAAUCCGCGUCUACGAGGAUGGCUCGCUGACCGAGAACCGAGUCAGCGCCGUGCUGGUUGAGGUACCUGCGGGCAAGAGCGGGCCGCCUAUGCACUGGCACCGUUUUCAUGACGAGCUCUUCCUCGUCACAAAAGGAACCAUGACAUUUGUGACUCCCGACGGCGAGGUGACUGCGUCCGAAGGCGACCUCAUGACAGUGCCCCCUGGGGCGAUCCAUACCUUCAAGAACGCUUCCGAGACGGAGGAUGCUGCAUGCUACAUGACUGCUACUCCGGGUCACUAUGUUGAUUAUUUCAGAAUGCUCGCCAAGGCAUCCGAGGGUGGCAAACAGCUCGCUCCAGGCGAGGUCCGGCACUUGAUGGCAUUGUUUGGCACAUUCCCGCCGGAUGUCGAGUCGGAGCCCUAAUGGACCCGACUUAAGGCAAAGGAAUGUCUGAGGGC